Molecule: messenger RNA, 2552 nt
Organism: Acipenser ruthenus (sterlet)
Lineage: Eukaryota; Metazoa; Chordata; Actinopteri; Acipenseriformes; Acipenseridae
Product: dual specificity protein phosphatase 2
Exons: 4
Coding region: 406-1365 (319 amino acids)
Biological process (GO): negative regulation of MAPK cascade; endoderm formation; protein dephosphorylation
Cellular component (GO): nucleus; cytoplasm
Molecular function (GO): MAP kinase tyrosine/serine/threonine phosphatase activity; protein tyrosine/threonine phosphatase activity
Source: RefSeq, a predicted model, not a curated record
AAAGCGUUGACAUCACUAACUGCGGAGAAAGCAAGAUUUACACAUAUAUACUGCUGAAAUAAAGAAAGAUAUAUUCGUUAUUUUUUGAAGGUACUAUCAGUCAAAACUUAUUAGAUCGGUUUUGUACUUGCAACAAAAACACUCCUUUUUUUAAAGGAAAUAAAUUAAACUUCAGUUUUACAAACUUUUUCUUUUUCAGACUGAACUUUUAUAUAGAUAAAGAUUUUAUUUGUUAUCGAAUAUAAAUAAUAUUAAACGGGGGCAGGCACAAUUCUGUAUUUCAAACUACUGAGAAAAUCGAAGCACAAUCUGCCUGAAUUUGUACCUAACAAAUCCAAUAAGAAUUUGCUCUACCCUGUUUAUUCUUCUUCUCAUUAUUUGAAUAACGACUUUUAAACUGCAAGAAUGGGAGUGACAGAUGUGCUGGAGAUCGGGAGCUGUGACUGCAUUCAGAUCCUAGCUACUGACCGGGAUGAGUUCAGCUCCAGCACCGGCUCCCUGGUUCUCGACUGCCGACCCUUCCUCUCCUAUUCCCGCGUCCACGUGAAGGGGUCCCGCAGUGUGAACUGGAACUCGAUGCUGCGGCGCCGGUCAAAGAGUUCGACUGUGAGCCUGGAAUGGCUCGUCCCGGACAGAGCGCUCCUGGCCCGGCUGAGAGGAGGGGAGCUGUCCUCUGUGGUGGUCCUGGACGAGGAGAGCCGAUCAGUCGCCGAUCUCAAAGCCGACAGCCUGGCCUGUAUGCUGCUGAACGCCUUGGCGAGCGAGGUCCAGCCCGAAAAAACACAAAUCUGCUUCUUACAAGGCGGUUUCGAAGGUUUUUUUUCGCUGUUUCCGGAGCUGUGUUUCCAGAGUCCGGGUCUGUGCCUCUCCCCCGCCCUCAGUGACUCCGAGCCCGGUCUCACCGGCAGGAACACACCGCUGUACGAUCAGGACGGUCCCGUGGAGAUCCUGCCCUUCCUCUUCCUCGGCAGCGCGCACCACUCCUCGCGCAGGGAGGCCCUGGAGGCACGCGGCAUCACUGCGGUCCUCAACGUCUCCUCCUCGUGCCCGAACCUGUUCGAGAGCGAGCUGCGCUACAAGAGCAUUCCGGUGGAGGACAGCCAGGCGGCGGACAUCAGCGCCUGGUUCCCCGCGGCCAUCGACUUCAUCGACUCCGUGAAGAACAGCGGCGGCCGUGUUCUGGUUCAUUGCCAAGCCGGUAUCUCCCGCUCAGCCACCAUCUGCCUAGCUUACCUCAUUUGGUCCCGGCGGGUCAGACUGGAAGAAGCCUUUGAUUUCGUCAAGGAGCGCCGCGGCGUUAUCUCUCCCAACCUCGGCUUCAUGGGACAGCUGCUGCAGUUUGAAACCGACGUGCUGUGUCACUGAGCCAGCCCGCGACGUGCGCAAUGGAACGCGAGCACGCACGCAGAGACCACACGCAACCCUGGAGCCCUCGGGAUUAGCAGAGACUCAAAGACCCUGUCAAAGAACAGCACAUCCCUCUGUUACUGUCCGUGCUGAGGAAACACGACUUGCUGAAUAACAAAAGACUUGAACAGAGACGACGCGGUUGAAAUGACAAGGCGGUGCGUCUCCUUGCACGAACUGAACUUCAACUGGCAGACCUGGACUUUACAAGACUUGGUGUACUAUGAUUUAGUUUAUUUAUAAAACGAAUAAUACUAUUUAUAUUCAAUAUGCAACUGGAAUAUGAGACUAAAAGACAUGUUUGUAAUCGCGGUAUGCAUGAACUUUUUCAAAACUGACAUUUUUAUGUUAAAUUGUGAUGCAAAAAAACAACCCAUGAUAAGCAAUGGUUACAUGGAUGCAACAUUUAACACACAAUACGAAUUCAUCAAAACUUCCUGGAAAAAAAAGCUUACAUUGUUUUAAAUAUGCCUUUAAAUGCAAAUUUUAAAAUGGCCUAUUUUUUAUUUAUUUUUUGGCCAUUGUCUGUUUGCCAAAUCUAUUGUUUACAGUGAGGGCGCAGUUUCCUUACACACUCCUCACGCAAUAUGCACUGUUUAUAAUAUAUAGAGCAAUACGUUCGGAUUACAGUUAGCACGCCUCAUUCCACUUGAAGACAGUGUAUUGGCACUUCUUGGACCAAUGGGAAAUAUCUCAGACCAAUGGCAUAGGCAAUAUAUGUGGCCUAGUCAUGUGAGCACACUGUUAAAAGCGUGUGUAGUCUUUCACACAAAGAGGGUUAUUUUUAAAGCUGGAAAUAAUCAAAAAAGCACAAUUGAGCAAAAUCGAGCCUAAAUGUAAGUGGCAAUACAAAAACAAGGACGAUUUAUAUAGUAUAAGUGAGUACUUCAAUUAUUUUUGCACUGCAAAACGUGACGUCACCGAGCCGAUGAGAGAACUGCCAUUUCAUCACAGACGGAACACUUUUUAAAGCUGCAUUUUUCAACACUGUGUUUCACGUGUUUACUUGAUAUUUUACGCGUGAGUUUGUAACUAUUGCAAUAAUUUCCGGUUGGUUAUGAAGCACUGCACUUUAUAUUUAUAACACAUUUCAAACAUGAUGUGAAUCUUUCUUUUUUAUACAAAUAAUAAAAAUAGAUUAUUUA